GUCAGUUUCACACAGUAACUCAAGUUGAGGUGGGAGAGUUUACACAACCUGAUCGAUUGUACACAAACACAAAAGAACUGCUGUGUGACACAUAUCAACAGACCAUUACAAGCCGUUACAGAGCUGGGAAGUGAAGACUGUGUGAAACCUGAGAUGUAAGAAAUGAUGAAACUCACCAGGACACAGUUAUCGGACAGUGUGGGCAUGUCAUCAAUCACAACUUCUCUAAGUGAAGGGCAUCCAGCUGAAAGUGCUGAAAGAGUACAAACAGGGGAGAGCCAGAAACGAGAGAGGAGACACGUGUGAGCAGAGAACAGGGACUGGAUCUAUCCAAGACAGACUCUGCAUCCACAGUUGAAGCUGGGACUAUAAACCAAACCAAGAGGAGAGCAACAACUGACCUGAGUGCAGCCGGACAGAUUGAGGUGGAUGAGACUGUGGCAGCCCUUCCCUGUGGUCAGCUCUUCUAAUUGAAAAGACAAACCCUGCAGAGCUGAGGAUGCACAUGACCUCUAGUCUCCUCUUCGCCUUCCUGCUCUUCCUCCUGCUCCCGAGCAUCGACAUGAAAAGGUCAGGAAGAGGAAGAGGAAGAGGCCUCAAAGGAGCGCGACACAAACUCACACACGACAGGGUCAGAGGUGCUGGGCGUCACAGCAGAUCAGGCCCCUCCAGGCUUGUGCCACCCGACUGCUCAGAGUCAACAGAAUCCGGAGACGUCUUUGUGGACUGUCAGGAACGACGUCUCUCCUCCGUUCCCAACGCCCAAACCUGGUCCAACGCACCCAAGCACCUCCUUCUAGCACGCAACCGGAUCAAAGUCCUACGUGAGGGGACCUUCUUUGGAUAUGAGAGUUUAACUACUCUGGACCUGCAGCAGAACCGGAUCUCUUCAAUUGAGGAUGGGGCCUUCCAGGGCCUGGUGCAACUUAAAACCUUGCUGCUGCAGCACAAUAAUCUGGAAACGCUUAAUGAGGAGGCCCUCAUCCCCAUGCCAAACAUCCGUUACCUGCGUUUAUAUGAUAAUCCCUGGAAUUGUCUCUGCCCAAUGGACAGUCUUAUAAGCACCCUUCAGGUCCCAAGCAACCGCAAUUUAGGAAAAUAUGCCAGGUGUGUAGAGCCCUUCAGGUUUAAAGGCAAGAAGCUGAAGCAGAUUGAUCCUCAGUUGCUCUGUAAGGAGUCAGACCUGACCGGUGUCCCACAGGGCGACCAAACGGACACCCCAGGCCCUGUGGAGCCGGCUCCAUUUCGCAGCAAACCAGACAUAACCACAACUUGCCACACCUACAUCUUCCCCCAAAUACGAAUGGACUGCACGAAACGAGGUCUAACUGAGGUGCCGACAGGUAUCCCAGAGGACGCUGUUCAUAUUGAUCUGUCAAACAAUUCAAUCCGUCAUCUGAGAGCCAAAGAUUUCCAAACAGCCAGGGGCCUCAGAUUCCUGAACCUCAGUAAUAACAACAUGGAGCACAUCGACAAAGCGUCUCUGUCUGGGCUGCUGCACCUCCAUGAGCUGGACUUGUCACACAACAGCCUCCAUUUUGUCCAGUACGGGGUUCUCGAAGACCUUUACUUCCUGUCACAGCUGAAACUGAGAGGGAACCCUUGGGUUUGUGACUACAGCAUCCACUACAUGGUGUACUGGCUGCGUCUGCACCCAGGAGUGAGGCACUCUGGCCUUAUCUGUCGCUCCCCUCCUGAACAUACAGGGGAACGGGUGGAGGCCUAUGUGCAAUCCUACAACAGAGUGUGUCCAAAGGACAGACAGAUCAGCAGAAUAGACCAAGAACAAACGGACCCUGAGCUUUGGAACACACCGAUGGAGGCGCAGGGAGAGCUGCAGGAGGAGCUGGAGCCCAGACACUUGAGGGUUCCACAGAAAUACACAAUCAUCAGACUGUCCUGAAAAUAAAACCUGGACCCUGAUUAUUU
This is a messenger RNA of Paralichthys olivaceus (Japanese flounder), 1929 nucleotides long. Its product is annotated as leucine-rich repeat-containing protein 17-like. NCBI's taxonomy places the organism in Eukaryota, Metazoa, Chordata, Actinopteri, Pleuronectiformes, Paralichthyidae. Gene Ontology annotation, cellular component: extracellular matrix. Gene Ontology annotation, molecular function: protein binding. The record is from RefSeq and is a predicted model, not a curated record.